AUGCGGCAUAUCGGUUAUUCCUCGGACGCGCCGGAGUGUUACAAUAAGACUAACUCCUUUACGACUCCGCAGCCUACGAAGCGUCCGGGCAGCAGGUACAGCGCCCGGCGCGGGGAUAAUUCCGCAGCUUCCACUGGCGGGUUUCGAACCAGCGGGCGCGCACGACUCAGCGAACCAAGACCGCGAUUGGGAGUCGGGGUGGAGAAGCUGGGAGUGGACCGGGAGAAGGGCGGGGGUGACACGGGCUACUCCACAGCGGCCAGCAGCCAUGCCUCCGGCCGGCGACUGACCUUUCAAGACAUAGAUGCGGACCGACCCGGAGACCGACCCGGAGACCGACCGGUGGACCGGCCGUCGUUUCCACGGGACAAAGGCGAAGACACACGUGGCUAUAACCACGGUCCAGGCUACAGCCAGAGCCAGAGCCAGGGCCAGAGUCCCCGUCUAGGCUAUAGCCAGAGUUUGGGUUACAGCCAGGGUCUGGGUUACAGCCAGGACGGCGAUAGGGACAGCGACGACGAGUGUUGCUACAAUCUGACGAGUAGCCAUUUACCGAGUCCGAGCCGCGCGGGCCUGACGAGCUCCGACGGUGAUGACGACGACUUGGAGGAGUGCUUGCAGAGUUUAGAGACGGCCGUUCUGACCCCUUCCGGCGAAGGUCGGUCUGAGGAUGGCGGGUCAGAAGAUGACCGGUCGGGGGAUGGCCUGUCGGUAGAUGACCGGUCGGAGGAUGACCUGUCUGAAGACGAGCGAUACAUCCUCGACGGCGAGGCGACUGAUGAGCGGCGGCGGCGAAAGGGCCGGCAUCGUAUGCGAGCGGAAUCAGGGCAGUCACGGGAGCGGUCUGUAGCGUCAGGUUGGUCCGGCGCGGAUAGUGAGAGGCGACGGCGCGCGCGUGUGUCAGCUUUGGUUCGACGGAUGAAACAGAAGGUAAACAAUCUGGUUAGUCGUGAAGGCAGUAGCGUAUUUGAGGAGCCUAGUUCAGCGGCAUUACAUCGAAUUAAGCGGGUGUGGGUAGACGUGGAUAUGUUGCCUCAUCAGGCCCGGUACUAUGCAUUGUUAUUACUGGAGUUCCGACGACAGAUAAAUGAGAAUGAUAUGAUUCAGUCUCUGGUGCAGAUGAUUGCGUACCUUCGGGUAGCUGCUAAUGCCGCUGAAAUGCUGCCUGAGAAACUUCUACUUCAACUCCAACUCGGUCUUGAAGACCGUGCACUGGACCUUAAAGGCAUUCUCGCAGACAUACUCGAUGAUCCAACCGACAGUUGCCAUAUCUGUUUCGAUAUGCGCCCUGACGCACGCAUCAAUUGCGGACACACAUUCCAUCGCACAUGUGUCUGUCAGUGGGUACAAAACCAUGACGACUGUCCCGUCUGCAAGACACCCGUACAAGCCCUUGUCGAUGCCAGUCCAGUUGACAGCGCCCUACGCAAGGCCGGCAACCUCUCUCGCGAACAAAAAAUCUGCGACAUCAACCAAAAAGUGCCCUGGGUCCUUUCUAACAAAUACCAACGAAUAAUUGACUGUAUCGAAUACGAGGUCAAGCACGCUGCCAAAUUCAGAUGUCUGAUUCGCUUCGUCGUCGUCUCGAGCUUCACCGCUAUGGUUGAAGGAUUCUCGCGGACGUUGGCUGUGUAUGGAAAAGUGCCUUACGACGUUAUUUUGCCACAGACCGGGAAGCUGAAGGCCUACAGUAUUCUAAAGAAGUUCAGUGCUUCUCUCGAACCCCGUCUUCUGCUGUACCAUGCUGCCGCCAUCAAGUCUAAACAUGUACAGAACUCACAUUACCGCACACCCCACAAUGAAGUUAGGGCACACGAAUGUUUGGUAGGAUUUAUCGACCACUACACACGUGUAUUUUAUGGAUCCGUGGAAAGAUACGGAUGUGCAGAGAGUGGUUUUGGGUUGUGUUCUGAGCUCAGGUAUUGGAGGACACGAGGUACUAGUAGCGGACUUCGUGUCAUCCGGCUCGAUUGA
Gregarina niphandrodes is the source of this 1974-nucleotide messenger RNA. RefSeq names its product RING finger protein. The record is from RefSeq and is a predicted model, not a curated record. NCBI's taxonomy places the organism in Eukaryota, Apicomplexa, Conoidasida, Eugregarinorida, Gregarinidae. Bases 1 to 1974 code for a protein of 657 amino acids. The transcript is spliced from 2 exons. Gene Ontology annotation, molecular function: ubiquitin-protein transferase activity. Gene Ontology annotation, biological process: protein autoubiquitination.